CAAGGCUUUAUGCUUCUCAUACCAACGUAUAUUGGGAUUGGGUUUCUCGGACUUCCUUAUAUGGUCAAACUACUUGGGUUAUGGGUCGGUAGUUCUGGACUGCUUAUAUAUGGACUUUUGAACGAGUUGGGGGCUUUGGUUUUAACAGAUUGUACGUCUCGUCUCACUGAAAGAACAGGUGAGAGAUACAGUGAUAUCGGAACAGUAGCCGAGAUGAGUAUGAAGCUGGGGCCUCCCUGUUUGCAACAUUACGCUGGAAAGUUCAGGUUUUCAGUUAACUGCACGAUAUUUAUAAGCUACGGCCUAUUUUUACCCGACUUGAUUGCCACAAUGAAUCUUUUUGCUAAAGAUAUUCUACGCCAAUACGUUGACAUCAAUGACAAGCUUCUGAUUGUUGCCAUUUCGGUGCUUCUGUUGCCAGUCUACUUGACUAGAAGAAUGAAACUAAUGUCCUAUUUAGCAACAGCCGGGAAUAUUAUUCUUUUUGUGAUAAUUAUAAUAUCCUUCCAACACAUCUGUCGAGACCUUCCGGAUACUAGCAGUAGAUCAUCUUAUACGUUCAUCGAUUUUUUAACAAUUACAUCGUUCACAAAUGACGUGAUGUUUUCAUAUGACGGGAUAGCUAUGGUUCUGCCAAUACGAAACAGAAUGAAGAGUAUGAAGAACUUUGACGGCUGGAAUGGUAUUCUAGGACUUGCUCUUGUCUUUGUUAUCAGCUUUCAUGUUGGCUGUGGAUUUUAUGGAUACCUGAAAUUUGGCGAACUAACACAAGUUACUUAUAUAUUGAACCUAACAGAGAAUGAUUGGAUUUCGAAGUCCUUGAAGAUCCUUUCAUUUCUUACCUCGUACUUGACAAUCGGAUUAUCCGUGUUUGUAGUAGCAGAAAUAAUUUGGACAUAUUUGAAGGAGAAGUUCACUAAUGCGAUCGUUCAGAACUAUGGCGAGUUCAUUUGCCGAGGUAUUCUGCUGAUUUUCUCAUGUGCAUUCACGAUUUUGAUCCCAGAGUUCCAACUGCUGAUAUCAUUGACAGGAUGUUUUGGAGCAAAUUAUGCAACACUUGUCGUUCCGUUUGUCAUUAAGAUGUUGAUGUUGUAUAACGACGAGGGGUCUUUGUUACCUGUGGACAAACUGAAAAGGAAACUGACACUUUUCUGCUGUUUAGUGAUACUCCUGGUUGGCAUAUACUCGGUGGUUGCGGGGACGUGUGCUGCUGUAUACAUGGCUGUUUGGCAUAUCGUUCUGUAA
This is a messenger RNA of Ylistrum balloti, 1245 nucleotides long. RefSeq names its product proton-coupled amino acid transporter 3-like. Lineage: Eukaryota; Metazoa; Mollusca; Bivalvia; Pectinida; Pectinidae. The transcript is spliced from 8 exons. Gene Ontology annotation, biological process: amino acid transmembrane transport. The record is from RefSeq and is a predicted model, not a curated record. Bases 10 to 1245 code for a protein of 411 amino acids. Gene Ontology annotation, molecular function: amino acid transmembrane transporter activity. Gene Ontology annotation, cellular component: vacuolar membrane.